Molecule: messenger RNA, 3960 nt
Organism: Scomber japonicus (chub mackerel)
Lineage: Eukaryota; Metazoa; Chordata; Actinopteri; Scombriformes; Scombridae
Product: cadherin-1-like
Exons: 24
Coding region: 1-3531 (1176 amino acids)
Biological process (GO): cell morphogenesis; cell-cell junction assembly; multicellular organism development
Cellular component (GO): catenin complex; adherens junction; cytoplasm
Molecular function (GO): cadherin binding; calcium ion binding
Source: RefSeq, a predicted model, not a curated record
AUGGUGAAGAGUUGGGGAGGAUUAGUCAUUGUCACUCUGUCUCUUCAGGUGUGUCAGCUCGUGUGCCCAUAUACAGAAGACGUGAGCGGAACCUGCACAACUACUUUGACUUUAGUGUCUGCUGAGGAUCCAAAAUGUCAACCUGGAUUCCAGUCAGAGUUGUUGAGUUUCACAGUGACCAGGAAGCACCUAAGAGGGGGCACGAGGCUGGGCAAAGUGGGCUUCACUGACUGCACAGACCGCGCAAGAUUUCUUUUCACCAGUGAUGACAGCCGCUUCAUGGUACACACAGACGGCACACUGAUGGUGAAGAGACAGGUUGUUCUACAUGAUGGACACACAGAAUUCUUCAUCCACUCCUGGGACUCACAAGGUCGCAAGAUGACAGUUCCUGUCAUGGUAGUGCAUCACGGGCAUCACCAUGGGAAUCACCAUGGCAACCAUCACCAAAAUGAAGAGCAUCAACAUGGAGACCACAAACACCACAACCAUCAGCAACACCAUUCUGAAGUAGACUCUGCAAAAACCACAGAGAGUGAAGCUGAUCCAGCGCUGCCUGUUCUGCAUUUCCCCAAGUCUAGUGAAGGGCUGAGGAGGAGGAAGAGAGAAUGGGUUAUUCCUGACAUCAAUGUUCCUGAGAAUGAGAGAGGACCAUACCCCCUAAAAGUAUCUCAGAUCCGAUCCAAUGAAGAUAAAAUAAAGAAGAUCUAUUACAGCAUUACUGGUCCAGGAGCUGAUCAGGAGCCUGUCAACCUUUUCACCAUGGACAGACUCACUGGUAUUCUGUACGUCACACAGCCACUGGACAGAGAGAAGCAGGCCAAGUACAUGUUUCAGGCACAUGCUGUGGCAGAGGGUGCAGGAAAUGCUGAGGAGCCCAUGGAAAUUAUCGUGAAUGUAAUUGACCAGAAUGACAACAAGCCGAUAUUUGCAAAGGACACCUACUUGGGAGAAGUUGCUGAGAACUCACCAACAGGUUUUGAGGUGAUUCAGGUUGUAGCCACAGAUCUGGACCAGCCAGACCAUGACAACUCAGAUAUCCGCUACCGUAUUAUGAGCCAGAACCCAGAGUUGCCCAGCGAUGUGUUUGUCAUCAACCCAGUGACUGGAGCCAUCAGCCUCAAUGCUGCUGGGCUAGACAGAGAGCAAUACCCAAAGUUCACUCUGGAGGUAGAGGCAGCUGACAUGAAAGGAGAAGGGUUGAGUGCAGGAGCAACAGUAAUCCUCACUGUCACAGAUAGAAUAGACAAUACUCCAGACAGUCAGCCCUCGAGUGAAGCUGAUCCAGCGCUGCCUGUUCUGCAUUUCCCCAAGUCUAGUGAAGGACUGAGGAGGAGGAAGAGAGAAUGGGUUAUUCCUGAGAUCAGUUUUUCUGAGAAUCAGAGAGGACCAUACCCCCUAAAAGUAUCUCAGAUCCGAUCCAAUGAAGAUAAAAUAAAGAAGAUCUAUUACAGCAUUACUGGUCCAGGAGCUGAUCAGGAGCCUGUCAACCUUUUCACCAUGGACAGACUCACUGGUAUUCUGUACGUCACACAGCCACUGGACAGAGAGAAGCAGGCCAAGUACAUGUUUCAGGCACAUGCUGUGGCAGAGGGUGCAGGAAAUGCUGAGGAGCCCAUGGAAAUUAUCGUGAAUGUAAUUGACCAGAAUGACAACAAGCCGAUAUUUGCAAAGGACACCUACUUGGGAGAAGUUGCUGAGGCCUCACCAAUAGGUACAGAUGUGAUUACGGUCACAGCCACAGAUCUGGACCAGCCAGACCAUGACAACUCGGACAUCCGCUACCGUAUUAUGGACCAGGACCCAAAGUUGCCCAGCUACCCUCUGUUUAUCAUCAACGCAGUCACCGGAGCCAUCAGAGUCAAUGCUGGUGGUCUAGACAGAGAGAAAUACCCAAAGUACACUCUGGAGGUACAAGCAGCUGACAUGAAGGGAGAGGGACUGAGUACAACAACGAAAGUAAUCCUCACUGUGACAGAUAGUAAUGACAACGCUCCAGUCUUCACUCAGCCCUCUUAUGAGGGAACAGUUGCAGAAAAUAAAGUGGGUGCUGUGGUCCUUACCAUGUCAGUAACAGAUGGUGAUGAGCCACAUUCCCCAGCCUGGAACGCCAAGUUCAAGAUUGUCGAUGGUGAUCCUGGACAAAUUUUCAGUGUGAACACAGGAGUUAACAAACAUGAAGGAAUCCUCACCACCAUAAAGGGUGCUGACUUUGAGAGGUCCGGCAAACACACUCUGAUGAUUGCAGUGGAGAAUGAGGUUCCUUUUGCUGUUCCACUCCCUACUGCCACCGCCACUGUAGUGGUGACUGUGGAAGAUGUCAAUGAAGCUCCGUUCUUUGAUCCAGUGGAGAAGCUUGUGUCUAAACCAGAGAACCUUGCCAUCGACAGUGAAGUGGUGCGCUACACUGCUAAUGAUCCAGACAUUGCACGCAAACAGACAGUCUCGUAUAAGAUAGUUAGUGACCCAGCGGGCUGGUUGACUGUGAACAAAGACACGGGCGUGAUUACAGUGAAGAACGCCAUGGACAGAGAGUCUCACUUUGUAAAGGACAACAAAUACACAGCACUCAUUGGUGCAUAUGACAAUGAUGAAGUCCCAGCCACAGGAACUGGUACUCUGAUCAUCCAGCUUGAAGAUGUUAAUGACAACGCACCCUCCAUUGUAGAACGUGAAUUCACUGUGUGUAACAAGGACGGCGCUCCUCAGUUGCUGUCAGUGACAGAUAAAGACGGACCGGGCUUCACUGCUCCAUACAGAGUCUCUCUACAUGGCAUGACUAAGUCUCACUGGACUGCUAGGAUGAAUGACUCCAAAACAGGCAUCAUCCUGAAUAUGGCUACUGAACUGCCCAGAGGAGUGUACACUGUGAUCCUAAAGGUUGCAGACAACCAGGGCAUGGAGCAGGACAGCAACUUGACGGCCACAGUGUGCAACUGCAAAGGUCAUCAGAUAAACUGCAGUCAAGUGGAUGAGGCAGGUUUGAAACUGCCAGUGAUCCUGGGAAUACUUGGAGGUGCCCUGUUGCUGCUCUUGCUGCUGCUGCUGCUGCUGAUGUUUGCAAGACGGGGCAAAGGAGAGCAGAAGGUUCCUCUACUGCAGGACGAUGAUAUCAGAGACAACAUCUACUACUAUGAUGAAGAGGGAGGUGGAGAGGACGAUCAGGACUAUGACCUGAGUGUUCUGCACCGUGGUCUGGACAACCGGCCCGAGGUGUUCAGGAAUGACGUGGUGCCAAACUUCAUGCCGGCUCAUCAGUACCAGUACAAGCCCCGCCCAGCCAACCCAGAUGAAAUCGGCAACUUCAUCGACGAUAACCUGAAGGCAGCAGAUAACGACCCAACAGCACCCCCCUACGACUCCCUGCUGGUGUUCGACUAUGAGGGAGGCGGCUCUGACGCAGGAAGCCUGUCGUCACUGAACUCAUCAAGCAGCGGAGACCAGGACUACAACUGCCUCGGCGAAUGGGGACCCCGCUUUAAGAAACUGGCCGACAUGUACGGAGGAGGAGAAGACGAUGACAUGCUGUAAACGUACCAAAGAACAAACGCAGCGGAUAGGUGGAUGGACGUACGGCCAAGUGAAUGUUCUAUUAAUGUAAGCAUGGACUGAGAAUCCCAGGGAAACUCCCGUCAGCCCUGUGUGUGGAUUAUGUUUCACCGUUCAGUGCAGUCCUAUCAGAAGCCAAAGGAUGAAUUUGUUCUUUUAUAAACCCCCCCUCUGUCUGUCUGUUAGACCCCUGUUUGACUUGUAGGCUGAUGACUAAAAAUGCUUUCUGUUUUUCGUUCUGAAGCCAUGUCAUCAGUCUCAAUGUUCAUUUAUGAAUUUUGUACAGAGUUGAGAUAUUUUGGCCUGCAUCAUAGCUUACUGGGUGACGCUGGACACACGCAGACGCUUGCACUGGUAACAUUGUGUAAUUUUGGCAAUGUGUGGUACUUUACAUUUCUUGCUUGUUUUUUC